This is a messenger RNA of Colletotrichum graminicola M1.001, 888 nucleotides long. Its product is annotated as short chain dehydrogenase. Gene Ontology annotation, cellular component: intracellular anatomical structure. Bases 1 to 888 code for a protein of 295 amino acids. The transcript has 3 exons. The record is from RefSeq and is a predicted model, not a curated record. Lineage: Eukaryota; Fungi; Ascomycota; Sordariomycetes; Glomerellales; Glomerellaceae. Gene Ontology annotation, molecular function: oxidoreductase activity, acting on NAD(P)H, oxygen as acceptor.
AUGACCGCCCCCGUGGCUCCCGUUGUCCCACACCAGCCAAAAGCCUUCCACGCAAACCCCAAGCCUCUCGCACCUCACAUGACAACGCCGGCCCUCCCCCGUGGUCUCCCAGAGUUCAGCCUUCAGGGCAAGGUCAUCGUCGUUUCCGGCGGUGCGCGAGGGCUCGGUCUCACACAAGCCGAAGCUCUCUUGGAAGCCGGCGCCAUAGUUCAUGCCAUCGACCGUCUCCCUCACCCUGACCCGGACUUUGAGAAGAUUGCCCUCCGCGCCAGCGCCGAGCUCGCGACUUCGUUGACAUACCACCAAGUCGACGUACGUGACGUUCCGGCCCUCAACGAGAUCGUCGAGGGAAUCGCCAACAAGCAUGGCCGUCUGGACGGCCUCAUCGCCGCCGCCGGCAUUCAGCAAGAGACGCCCGCACUCGAGUACAAGGCCGAGGAUGUCGACAAGAUGAUGGGCGUCAAUGUCACCGGCGCCUUCAUGACGGCGCAGGCCGUCGCGCGGCAGAUGGUGAGGCUCAACACCACCGGCAGCAUCGUCUUGAUUGCCAGCAUGAGUGGCACGGUUGCCAAUAGGGGACUGAUUUGCCCCGCAUACAACGCUUCCAAGGCGGCAGUCCUGCAACUCGCCCGCAACCUGGCGGCCGAAUGGGGCGCCCAUGGCAUCCGCGUCAACACCAUCUCGCCCGGCUACAUCGUCACUGCCAUGGUCGAGGCGCUCUUCGAGACGUACCCGGAGCGCAAGGUCGAGUGGCCUAAGCACAACAUGCUCGGAAGGCUCAGUCUGCCCGAAGAGUACCGCGGCGCCGCCGUGUUCCUGCUGAGCGAUGCCAGCAGCUUCAUGACGGGUAGCGACUUGCGCAUCGACGGCGGGCACUGCGCGUGGUGA